GUCAAAUUUUUAGUUACAAACUUAAUAAUUAUGUCACAUAUUUUACAUAGCACGAGCGGCGUUUCGCCGUCAUAGAGAGCGCAUUCAAUUUGCGGCCUCGCUGUCGUCGCUGCUGGCGGACAUGGCGCGGGCGCUGGUGCUGGCCAUAGCCUGCGCGGUGGCCACGUUGGCCACGGCGACCAGCUACGGAGACUACGCAGGAGCGCGCAUGCCUCAGUACCACAUGGAUUAUGAGAGCCGGGACACAGUGCGAAGCGAGGAUUAUCCCGAGAGAUCUCCAGAUGCCCAUGUGGCUUCAGAUUAUAAAUAUGAAGAGGAUCCUGAUGCAGCGACACACUAUAAAGCUCCAGAAACAGUAGUAGAGGAAAAUGACGCAUGGCCUAAAACUAAAAAGAGAAGAAAUAAACCUAUAGAUUUAGAUCAUGAGUAUAGUCAAGAGGUAGAUAAGUUGUCCAGUACAGAGGAGAGAGAUAGGGGCCAGAAAAUAAAGUCCAACCGUAUACAUUCCAGAAAUAGGUAUAGUUUCAAAAGAAAAAAAGUUGACAUUGAGGAUGGAACAUUCAAUGAGCGCGAACGCAGAAGGUACGAUGAUUCGAACAAUCCAUCGCGUGAAAAUUUAGUCCAUGUUAGUAACGACAGAAUAAUUCAUAAUAAAAACUUCGAGAGAAAUGCCAAAAAUGUCGUUUACGCCAGAGGACAGAAAAGGCCAAACAGACGCAAAACUCGUGAUAAAGCUUAUCCGCGCAUCGAUGACAUCGAAGACGGCAUUAUGACCGCCGAGAAGGUGUUCGAGACGGACGAUAGCGGCGAAGAGGAAGUGGCGCAGAUCACCGGACAGCGGCGCAUGAUGGACCCCGAGCGCGUUCGAGUUACCCGGCCCGAGCCCGACUUCACAACCGAGCUGGUCGGCAGAAGGCCUGAUAAGAGCUAUGCUGAUUAUGAUGAAUAUUACGACAUGAAGCGGGUUCUGAACAUUAAAAACAAAUUGCCACUGCUUUUGCGUCGCACAAAAGCGAGGUACUCUACGACGCAAUCGACUCCGCUGCAAGAGGAGUGGUUCCGGCGAGCCAACAUCCCGGAUGAUGGAAAUAAAUAUGAAGCGGAGGUGUCUUCUACCACAUCUACAAAAGUAACAACGACAAAGCCGACCACGGAGACCAAAGUUACAUCUAAAGCUACCAUUAAGCCCUCUCGAACGACUACAACGACAACUCUAAAGCCGAAGGUUGUGUCAUCGAAUAGCUCAGAAUUGUCUUUAGCCGAAAAGUCUAGACUGUCCAUUCUCAAGAAGGUUCAGAGAAAGGAGAGUCUAAAGAGCGGGUCGGUCACGACGAAGCCCCCAGUAUUAAUGCAAGUGACGGAGCGCAUGCAGACCGUCGUGAUGGUGGAGCCGCCGGGGUCGCUGGUGCAGCGGCUGCGCGCGCGCGAGCUCUCGGACGACUCGCCCGAGCGCGUGGCGCGGGCCAAACGACUCAUGCGCCACAAGCUGCUGUCCAGCGCUAAGAGCAUCCACGACUUAACUGACAACUGGGAUGACACGGUGUGCGAAUAUAUCGACGUCUCGCUGCUGAAUAGAGCUGCCGAUAUACCGUCCGACUUAUCUCGUAAAAUAGGCUUAGCGUACUUAGUAAUACGAACGCCUGAAACGACAGCGGGCACGAGCAGCGCGGCGGCGCGGCAGCUGGACGCAGCACUGGCGCGGCGCCAGCGCAAGGAGGCACCGCCGUCUCCCGCACCCACCGCACACCCCCUGCCCACCUUCCCGCCCUUCGCCAUCGAGCAGGGGCUGCAACGCUCCUGGAACACAUUUGUCCUCAGCAACAGGACGAUACGAAUGACCAAUAUUUCUAUGCUUUCAGCGCUAUCUAGAGUGGAAGCGCAAGUUCGUCAUUGGGCCGCUAGAGGGCGGCGGUCGCAAAUCGGCACGCGGGCUGAGGACGGAGGUCGGAGGCCGGCGGAGGGAGGGCGUGCGCGGUACAGCACGGCCGAGUGCUGA
Messenger RNA from Colias croceus (clouded yellow), 1996 nucleotides. RefSeq lists its product as uncharacterized. The coding region runs from base 122 to 1996 and encodes 624 amino acids. Lineage: Eukaryota; Metazoa; Arthropoda; Insecta; Lepidoptera; Pieridae. The transcript has 5 exons. The record is from RefSeq and is a predicted model, not a curated record.